Molecule: messenger RNA, 1919 nt
Organism: Lynx canadensis (Canada lynx)
Lineage: Eukaryota; Metazoa; Chordata; Mammalia; Carnivora; Felidae
Gene: PLA2G2D
Product: phospholipase A2 group IID
Exons: 4
Coding region: 17-454 (145 amino acids)
Biological process (GO): phospholipid metabolic process; lipid catabolic process; negative regulation of T cell proliferation
Molecular function (GO): phospholipid binding; calcium ion binding
Source: RefSeq, a predicted model, not a curated record
GCUGUGUGCGAGGACCAUGAAACUUGCCCUGCUGUGCACACUGCUGGUGUUUGCUGGUGUGAUUCCAACCCAGGGCGGGAUCUUGAACCUGAACAAGAUGAUCAAACAAGUGACCAGAAAAACACCCAUCUUCUCCUAUUGGCCCUAUGGCUGCCACUGCGGACCUGGUGGCAAAGGCCAACCCAAAGAUGCCUCGGACUGGUGCUGUCAGAACCAUGACUGUUGCUAUGCUCACCUGAGGCAGCACCGAUGCCGUAUCCACACAGACAACUAUGACUACACCUUUUCCCAGGGGGACAUCCAGUGCUCUGACAAGGGCAGCUGGUGUGAGCAGCAGCUGUGUGCCUGCGACAAGGAGGUUGCCUUCUGCCUGAAGCGGAACCUGGAGACUUACAAGAGACACCUGCGUCACUACUGGCGGCCCCACUGCAGAGGCCAGACCCCUACGUGCUAGGAGGAGUCCGCCCGGCCGUCCCUCGCCCCCUGCCCCGUUCCUCAGCAUCUUGAGCGCUGCAAGUCCCAUGGGACUGCUGACAUCCCUCAGUAUCUAACCCCCUGCACCAGCCUGGGAGGGUCUCAACCUAGCCCCACCCUCCACCUUGCUCCUGGACCUUCGAAACCUUCCCGACCAAGUUGGCAGCUGUCUCUUCCAAGGAUGGAUUGAGAUCGGAGGAAAAGCCGCGGCCAGGAGGCGCCUGGGGGAUGGUGUUGGGGCCGAAGUGGCGGGUGUCAGGGGUGGGGGUUUGGGGACCGUGGCGUGGCAGGUUCCCUCUGCCAUUGCCACCCACCGGGCCUCCUGCCUGAGUCCCACCUGCUCUGACACACUGUCCGUGCUGCAGCCGGGGUGGCCUAAAGGGUAGUGUUGAUCCUUCUGUCCACAUGGCUCUACUCCUUAAAACGCCAGAGCCCUUCACCACCCCGGGAGAGGGCCUGUCGAGGAGUUUGGGACCUGUGCUCUCUGGCAUACGUCACUCUCCCCAACUAGGCUGGGAGGUCCUCGUGGGCAGGACGCAUGACUAUCUUGGAUUCAGUUGCAUCCCUGUGCCCAAAGCAGUGCCCGGGACCAAGAAGGGGCUCCCUGGAUCCCUCUCGAGCAAAGGGCCAGCUGAAGCCACCCGGUCCUCUUGUUCCAGGCCUAGGUCUGCACGCACAUGUCCUUUCCUGUUUCCAGGUGCUUGCGCAGGCUGGGACCUCUGUGGAAUGCUCCACCUGCUGUCCCCAGGUGGCUGAUCCCCAUCUAGGCUCCUCGGGGUCCAAGGGCUACUGGGGACGGAAGUGUCUCCUGGCUGACUCCUCCCCGGCUCCAAGGGCUCGCUCCCUCCUCCAAACCCGCAUAGCACUUUACGGGGCUGCAAUUUUCCAAGCUUUACCUUGAGUGAUAUAUAAUAUCUGGGUUUUUCUGAACCCCUCCAACCAGACUGGAGCUCCUGGAGGACGGAGGCUAUGUCUCUCAUCUUUGUUUCCUCUGCUCCCCGACAUAAUAGGUGCUCAAUUAAUGCUUAUGGCCCAAUGAGCCCAUCACAGAUGGAUGGAGGUCGUGGCAGGUGUUAUUGGUGCCUCACCCACAUGCCCUCCCUGCCCAGGCUCCCAACCCCCAGCUAAGCCAGAUGUUUGGCCGCUCUGUGCUCACAUCUGUCUCCUUCUCCUACCUGUCUGCUGGGAGCUACCACCCCUCCCGCCCUUCCCACCUCUAACCAGUGACUAGAGAGCGUGAUGCCAGAUGGGUGUCUUUGCCCGACCCCGCCUCUGUGCAGGACCACCUGGGUGACAUGCUGCAUGCCCCAGAGCUCCUCGUGGGAUCCGGCUGAGGCCAGAUGUCUGGAAUACCUCUUUGCUUAGCUUUGUACCCUGGCCCGGCCUGUUCCCCUUGUUGCCUUACAGGUUUCUCUUGAGAACACGCCCUCAGUAAAUCACUCACU